Messenger RNA from Morchella importuna, 360 nucleotides. RefSeq lists its product as uncharacterized. The record is from RefSeq and is a predicted model, not a curated record. NCBI's taxonomy places the organism in Eukaryota, Fungi, Ascomycota, Pezizomycetes, Pezizales, Morchellaceae. The coding region runs from base 1 to 360 and encodes 119 amino acids. The transcript has 4 exons.
AUGCAGGGCAGAACUGCCCACCUCGCCUCACCUCGACAUCGCGACGGAAGUCGCAAGGCCUGGUCUGGGCCCCAAAUCGCCUCUGGGCCCCAAAUCGCCUCUGGGCCCAGACCAGACCCCCAAUACCCACAGCAGCCCAGCAAGCCCGCUGCCGACCCUCCUGUCGUAGUAGAGUCUAAGAUAAGCCACGACCUACACCCGCCUUUUCCUCCCUCUCCAGCUCUCCUUCGACCCCGCCCUGUCCUCGAAGACGAAGCCACCGCCUCACCCUCUCGCCGCGCCCUCGCCGCGCCAUCUCUCACCCCCCACGGCCUUUCCACGGUCUCCGGCCGGGGGCGUCUGCCGCCCUCCAACAACUAG